GCUGGUCUAUGAGCUGUUGGCGUCGCUGAUCCGGGGGAACCGCGCCAACUGCGCCCUCUUCUCCACCAACCUGGACUGGUUGGUCAGCAAACUGGACCGGCUGGAGGCCUCCUCGGGCAUCCUGGAGGUCCUCUACUGCGUCCUCAUCGAGAGCCCCGAGGUCCUCAACAUCAUCCAGGAGAACCACAUCAAGUCCAUCAUCUCCCUCUUGGACAAACACGGUCGCAACCACAAGGUCCUGGAUGUCCUCUGCUCCCUCUGCGUCUGCAAUGCGGUGGCCGUUCGCUCCAACCAGAACCUCAUCACCGAGAACCUCCUGCCCCGAAGGGACCUUCUCCUCCAGACGGGGCUGGUCAACUACGUCACCAGCUUGGAGAACCUUCCUAUGGGGCUGGAGGACCUCGCUAUGGGUCUGAGACCCCUUGCUAUGGGUCUGGAGAACCUUGCUAUGGGGCUGAGACCCCUUGCUAUGGGGCUGGAGAACCUUGUAGGGGAAAUGGGACGUUCCUAUGAGCUUGAAGAACCUUCCUAUGAGCUUGGAGAACCUUCCUAUGGGGCUGGAGGACCUUGUUAUGGGGCUGAGGACCUUCCUAUGGGUCCGAGCCCCUCGCUAUGGGUCUGA
Calidris pugnax (ruff) is the source of this 622-nucleotide messenger RNA. Its product is annotated as ryanodine receptor 1-like. Gene Ontology annotation, biological process: calcium ion transmembrane transport. The record is from RefSeq and is a predicted model, not a curated record. The transcript is spliced from 5 exons. Gene Ontology annotation, cellular component: sarcoplasmic reticulum membrane; smooth endoplasmic reticulum; sarcolemma. NCBI's taxonomy places the organism in Eukaryota, Metazoa, Chordata, Aves, Charadriiformes, Scolopacidae. Gene Ontology annotation, molecular function: ryanodine-sensitive calcium-release channel activity. The annotation marks the transcript as partial.